AACUCGAUGCUUUAUAACCUAACGCUGCCCCCUCUUGCUGAGCUACGGCUGCCUUUCUGCGACGUUGCUUCCGAAAGUUUGCCAUCAGUUUUUGAGAGUGUUGCACUGGUCUUCGCUGCGGAGCUCGUUGCAGAGGGAGUUUUUGGUGUGGCGUCAGUUGGGUCAUCGCAGAAAUGGCUCCCAUCACAGUUGGAGACAAAAUCCCUGACGUGACGCUGUCGUACUUGGACGAUGACAAUCAGAGCCAAAAGUUUAACACACACGAGGAGCUAAAAGGGAAGAAGGUGGUUUUGAUUGCUGUUCCUGGCGCAUUCACUCCCACUUGCAGCCAAAAGCACAUUCCUAGUUUCAUUAACAAUGCCGAAGAGAUCAAGAACAAGGGUGUUUCGGAUAUUAUCGUCAUUUCAGUGAAUGACCCGUUCGUCAUGAAGGCGUGGGAGCGUUCUUAUGAAGGUGCCGAGCACCUUAAGUUCGUGGCCGAUGGUUCAAGGGAUUUCACCAAGGCAUUGGGGUUGGAGCUCGACUUGUCUGAGAAGGGAUUGGGUGUCCGUUCUUAUAGAUACUCUCUCCUAGUCGAUGACCUGGUUGUGAAGGUUGCGAAUAUUGAGGAAGGUGGUGCAUUCAGCAUUUCUGGAGGAGAGGAUAUUCUGAAGGCUCUUCAGUAAAAUCGACGACGUUAAAGACUGCCAGGAGCGUUGAUGACACCUUUGAGGGAUCUGUAUGGUGCUGGAGGAUUCGAAGUUAAUGUCACUCUGAGCGCUUGAAAAGUGCAGUUUGGAGAUGGUGUUUGCAGUGCUUGUAAAGAUACUGAGCUUGUUCUGAAUAUCGAUACUGUUCCGUAGCAAAGACUGUUGAUACUAUUGUGCAAAUUCAUGUCCCGUUCACAUGAUUCCUAGCGGUUCCGGUUUGACAUCCAAA
Physcomitrium patens is the source of this 918-nucleotide messenger RNA. Its product is annotated as peroxiredoxin-2C. Gene Ontology annotation, cellular component: cytoplasm. The record is from RefSeq and is a predicted model, not a curated record. Gene Ontology annotation, biological process: hydrogen peroxide catabolic process; cell redox homeostasis; cellular response to oxidative stress. Lineage: Eukaryota; Viridiplantae; Streptophyta; Bryopsida; Funariales; Funariaceae. Gene Ontology annotation, molecular function: thioredoxin peroxidase activity.